GUCAACAUAUCCUAUCUCCCUUCAUUUCCACUCUCUUCAUAAUCUUAUACCCUACACUUGCAACUCCCUCCCCUCUAACACGUUGUUGACUUUGUGUUUUUUUUUGUUCCCCUUUUCUGUACAGAGAUAAACAAGCAACCAAAAACAAACAUCAGCACUCUACAUAUCCGAAUGCAGAACGAAACAUUCAAAAAGAUUGGCAAGGAUCUUCACGGUGCGCUCUCGAUUCCGGGGAAUUUUCUGAGCAAGCAGGCUAAAAAAAUAUCUCUAACAGGAGACAAAAAAAGGAAGAACAUCGCUGCAACUGCUAGUGCUGCCGCUGACGGCACAGGUACUCAAUCAUUAUCAAAAACAUGUCAUUCGAACGCAGAGAUCAGAAUCGAAAAGUCACUAGGACUCAACGCUGGUUCAAUUUGUGAUACUGUGAGCAAAGCUGCAGGAUUAACUGCAGGCUCUAUUGGUCCUUCUAUAACUCCUACAGCAGGAGUGGAAGGAAUAUGUAGUGACAAUAACAAUAGCGGCCACAGCGGACAAUAUCUAACAGCAACACCCAACGGCCUCGGCUCCUUUACGAAGAGCUCGCAUAGUUCCGGGUCUAUCAGAACUUACCCAAAAGAGGAGCCGCCUAUCAUUCAUUGUCCACCUUCUAUCCCUUCUUUGGAUCACUUUUGUACUCAACGAAGAGCAUGGAUUCAAAAUGGGUCAACAUCUGUGACUACUGCAGAGUUGAAAAAUGUCCUCAAGUCUGGCCAAGUCUGGGACAUAAUGGACAAUAGCCGUUAUGGCAGCCAAAAUCUUGUCAAAUCUGGGUAUUAUAAUCUCAAUGAGCCCCUAGGCAUUUUGUACGUCAAGGUGAUGCAGGUGACCAACAAGGCUUCAUCCAAACUUUUUGACGUUGAAUGGAGUUUGAAAGUUGGCAAUACUGAACGAACAUCGUAUCCUUCGCGAUCAUUUAAAGACAACCCCGGGAACACUGCGACUAUGAACGAGGUCUUUUUAUUUGACGUGAAUGGACCAUUCCAACUCGAGAUGACUGUGGCAGGUAAUCCAGUACCAACCAAGCUCGGCACCAUGGCCGGUUUCUCCAAUAACCAAACUGUGACUCUUGGUCAUCUUGAUCUGUCAUUCUGCUUGGAACCCGCAGAGAAAUCAGUCCACACGUACCGACUACGCAAGCCUACAGAGGAGUUGAACAAGUCGGGGAUUAAAUCUGAUUGUGAGGUCGUAGCCAUGAUUGGACUUCAUAUCCUAGAGGAACCCGUUGAAGACCGUUCAUGGGAAACUGAGGUGUUAUAUCAGGGUUUCCUAACUCUCAUGAUACGUGGGGGUAAAAUGGCUGUAAGUUUUUAUCAUUAAGAAGAACAAAACCAUUAUGCUAAUAUUGUUAUUUCUUCAUUUGUUUUAAC
Messenger RNA from Lobosporangium transversale, 1406 nucleotides. RefSeq lists its product as hypothetical. The record is from RefSeq and is a predicted model, not a curated record. NCBI's taxonomy places the organism in Eukaryota, Fungi, Mortierellomycota, Mortierellomycetes, Mortierellales, Mortierellaceae. The coding region runs from base 172 to 1356 and encodes 394 amino acids. The transcript is spliced from 4 exons.